Molecule: messenger RNA, 1227 nt
Organism: Pectinophora gossypiella (pink bollworm)
Lineage: Eukaryota; Metazoa; Arthropoda; Insecta; Lepidoptera; Gelechiidae
Product: phospholipid scramblase 3-like
Exons: 4
Coding region: 570-1052 (160 amino acids)
Biological process (GO): plasma membrane phospholipid scrambling
Cellular component (GO): plasma membrane
Molecular function (GO): phospholipid scramblase activity
Source: RefSeq, a predicted model, not a curated record
GGUUUGUCGUAGUGAGUUUGGUGCGAGUUCAGAUGGUUCCGAACAUUCCGAUAUCAAAUACAUAAACAAGCGGCAAAGAAAGAGGGUAGACAGAUAUGUUUGCCCGUAGAAAAUUAUGGAUCUACCUACUCCACUCCAAUAUCAUCAGUCAUCCCGUGAUCAUGGCACUUGCAACAGUGUCGAAAUAUCGGGAGUCGCAUAUUUCCCUGAUUUAAACGCGGUAAGAACUCGUUAUUGUGUGUUUUAAUUAUGAUAAUAACCGCGUAAACUCAAAACAAUGUCAUUAAGGUAUACAAUACAAUACCCUUUUUUUGCACAUACUGAGGCAUCUACGUUCGUCAAAAACAACAUAGAAGGGGCUGUAAAUAUUUUCCUUCGUUUAAUCUUCUAAUUUAAUGGAUAACAGACAUAUGCAUCUUUUAUCUUUGUUUUUGGGUAUAAAUGAUUUUUUAUUACACCCAGCCAAAAUUACAUCUUCCACUCAUUAUUAUUCUGAUCAAAAUAAAGGUGCUCCCUUCUUCUUCUAUCAGUCUUAAUCAAACGUGAGCUCACAAAGUGAUUUUUUGGAUAUGUGUACCGUGAUUCGAACCCGAGACCUCCGGAUCGUGAGCCCAGCUUUCAACCACUUGAACAGCGAGGCCGUGCUACUAAGGAGAAAGAGCGCGCUAACUGUCUGUACGAUCGCGAAGCUCCGCCGGCCAUAUACCGUGGGGUCAGACAAGAUGGAGGUGUGGGUGACGGGGAAGCUGGCGAGCGUGGUGCGCCAGGAGGUGACCUUCCUGAAGCCAGUGCUGAGCGUCAACGACGCUGGUGACAAGCCGCUCUACAGGGUCAAGGGGCCUGUGGACACUGCCAACGACACGGACUUUGAGGUGUUCAGCCUGUCAAAGAAGAAGGUAGGUGCCAUCAAGAGGAAGUGGGGCCGGUCUCGUGAGGCUCCGGCCGACACUGACAGCUUCCACAUACACUUCCCGAAGGACUUGGACGUGCGUUACAAGGCCGCGCUGGUGGGUGUCUGCUUCCUCAUUGACUUCCUGUUCUACGGGUCCUGAAGCGACUUUCAUUUUUGUCUAAUCUCUAGUCGAGUUUGUAAUUGGCUUGUUUUGUAGUCAAGAUACAAUUAAUCGUUUAUUUUUAUUUGACUGCCUGUUUUUUUAAAUUAUUUUAUUGAUUUCUAAAUAAAUUACAUAGCUCUAUUUUACGUAGUAUAUUAGUUACCUACUCCAU